Lacerta agilis (Sand lizard) is the source of this 1491-nucleotide messenger RNA. RefSeq names its product DnaJ heat shock protein family (Hsp40) member C12 (gene DNAJC12). Gene Ontology annotation, cellular component: cytoplasm. The record is from RefSeq and is a predicted model, not a curated record. Lineage: Eukaryota; Metazoa; Chordata; Lepidosauria; Squamata; Lacertidae. The transcript is spliced from 5 exons. The coding region runs from base 150 to 740 and encodes 196 amino acids.
AACCAUCCGUAGAGAAGCUUCAGCAUCACUGCACCUAUCGGUUUUUCUGUAAUCACUUUAAAUAGCUUUGAACUGGUUAAAAAAACGCCUUUAAGCUUUUUGUGUUUCUGUUUUCAGAAAGUGGGAAAGUGCUUGCCAGAUUGAAGCAGAUGGAUGCAAUUUUGAACUGCAGACUGGAGGACAUGGAAGAUUUUUACAGCUUGCUAGGCUGUGAUGAAUUGUCUACAGUUGAACAAAUUAUUUCAGAAUUUAAGGUUCGAGCCCUCGCAUGUCAUCCUGACAAGCAUCCUGGAAACCCUCAAGCUGUGGAGAAUUUUCAGAAGCUACAGCAAGCCAAAGAAAUCCUCACCAAUGAAGAGAGCCGAUCUCGCUAUGAUUACUGGCGGAGAAGCAAUAUUACCAUCCCGUUCCAGCAGUGGGAGGCUCUGAGCAACUCAGUCAAAACAUCAAUGCACUGGGCUGUCAGAGGUAAAAAAGAGCCAAUGCUGGAAGCUCCCGUUUUAAAUCUUAAUGAUAAGAUGGCUGACAAUUUCCCCCAGAAAUCUGAAAACAACAAUCAUGAGCAGCUGGAUGACCAAAGGGGGCUAGAAGACUUUGACCCCACUGCUGGGAAGCUGCUGUCACCAAAGAGCCCUGAUUCCCCAGGAUUUUCCGAUCCAAACCGUUGGCAUUUGCGCUUUCGUUGGUCUGGUGACACUCCAUCUGAACUCUUGCGGAAGUUUAGAAACUAUGAAAUAUGAAGCAGAAGACCAAAUACCAUGCAGAAGACCAACUAUAUGUUGAACACUGUGUUCACCAUUUCAGUAUUUUGCAUAUGUUCAUAAAGGAGUGUCUUUGAAUAUUAUUUAACUAGGUAUGGUAGUUUUGUACGAUUGAUGCCACAAUUUCCCAUGCAAAAUACCAUGUAUAGUUUGCUUGUUUUUUUUUUUAAUGUUGGCAGGUAUUUUCAUGUUAUUCAUUAUUAGCAGAAGUAAUAUGUGAAUACAGUUAACCGCUUUUUCCAACGUUCAUACUUAAUGUAUACGUGAGCUGUUUCCUAUCAUUAUUGAACAGUUGGGAAAAGCACAUGUUACUCAACAUCCUUGAUCCCUUAUAUCUUUAUGCCCUUGUUUCCUGCUAUAUUCCUUCAAACAGCCUUUAGCCCUUUAACUCUACCAUACUCAUCCAACCAAAGGUAUCCUAUAUUCUUCUUAUUUUCUCUUGCCACCAGCCACUGAUAACUGGUUCUCUCUCUUUCCAUAUUAACUUUCUCAUGCUACCACUCAGUAUCAUUUCAAAACCUACCUUUCCUGGGAAACUUUUGAUAUAACCCUUUGAGUCUUUAUCCCCCACAUAAAAAAACAGCAUCUACUUAUAUUUAGUUCUUGUUGUCCUAUCCCCUGAGGGACAAACUACAUGUUAAUUUGGAUAACCUAACAUAGAAUAAUAGAAUUGUAGAGUUGCAAGGGAGUCAAGGGUCAUCUAGUCCAACCCCCUGCAGUGCAAGAAUCU